Messenger RNA from Didymella exigua CBS 183.55, 1789 nucleotides. RefSeq lists its product as uncharacterized. NCBI's taxonomy places the organism in Eukaryota, Fungi, Ascomycota, Dothideomycetes, Pleosporales, Didymellaceae. The transcript has 2 exons. The coding region runs from base 285 to 1685 and encodes 466 amino acids. The record is from RefSeq and is a predicted model, not a curated record.
CAUAAACAAACGAGAAGGGUACUCGAGCUCGUGCGCCCAUAGCAGCCUUAAGAAGCGCCGAUUGAUUCGCUGCGGCAAGGAUGCAGCUCGAACCUGUAGCGGCGGUGAGGCGCCAACGCAUCGUCACCCCAGCCUCGCGAUUUGCAUGAUUCGCGCAUUCGAGGCCCACCAGCCACCUCACGAAAGGGUAGUAGAAUCUCGAGUAUCUUGCGCAACAUCGCCCUGCAUUCCUCGCCCUGCAUCACACCGAAGCCACGAGCUCGUCCCGUGCAGCACGUUCCAGAAUGCACAUCUCGACCCUCCUGUCACUGCCGUCGACCGUAUUGGUAUUGCUUUGCACGCCCGCAGCAAGCGCAGAACUCCAAUGGCCUCACAAUCUGCCAAAACACCUGAAGUAUUUCCCGGAGGACGAGCGACAUGCGAAGCGAGGGCUGGACAUCAAGGAGCGAUUACGGCAUGAGAAGCCGGUCGGCAUGAAGAAGAUGAGCACAGAUGAAGGGGAGAUGUUUAUGCUCGACAACUGGAUAUUUGCAUCAGCACAGAGCAAGAGAUCGGGUUACGAAGACGUUGGGAACGGUACAUAUCAGGCACAACCGCCGAUCAGACCGAACGCUGCGGACGAGUGGUUUGAGCGGUUGCGCAUCAGAGAUGUACUGCUAAAGAGACAGUUCAAGUGUCCAGAGGGCACGCUGAGCUGCUCUUCGAUUGGCGCGCCGGAUGUGUGCUGUGGGGGAAGCAGCACGUGCGUCAAAGUACAGGACAGCGAUAUUGGCGAUGUGGGCUGCUGUCCAAACGGACAGGUGUGCUCAGGCACUAUCAGCUGUAACGAAGCUGCGGGCUACACGUCGUGCCCCAGCUCCUCCAAUGGCGGGUGCUGUCUGCCGGGAUUCCAGUGUAGCGGUAUUGGCUGCGUCGCUGCUGGAACAUCCAUCACGUAUGUCCAACCAUCCACGUCUGCGCCGCCUUCAUCGCCCUCGACAUCAAAUGGUGCCGCCCCUACAUCCGCCUCAGGUUCUGCAGCACCAACGACUUCUCCCGCCCCCUCGUCUACACCAGCGCCAUCGUCGUCGCAACCGACCUCGGCCUACACCUGCUCUACUGGCUGGUUCUCCUGCCCCGCCAGUCUUGGCGGCGGCUGCUGUCAGAACGGCCGCGAAUGUGCAACAGGCGCAUCCUGUCUCGGCGACGAGUCAUCAAGCACACAAGCACCAUCAGCGCCCGUGCGCCCCACGAGCGAAGCCGCUACAACGGCCACCCCAACAGCGUCCGAGGGCGACGUAUGCCCCACCGGCUUCUACGUCUGCAGUGCCUACUACCCGUCCGGCUGCUGCAGAGUCGGGCGCGACUGUCAGACGACUGGAUCUUGCGUGGUUCCGUCUUCGACCACGGUGAUUGCGACGAACGGCGUGACUGUGGUUGCGCCUUCUGGGGCUACUGUUGCUACAGAUGGUGCUGCGCAGGGUGGAUCUUGUCCGAGUGCGUGGUUCAGCUGUCCGGCCAGUCAGGGCGGGAACUGCUGUCCAACUGGAUAUGCGUGUGGAGAGCAGUGUACCGCGACAGCGUCCGGGGUGUCGAGUGUGGAGGCCAAAGUUGCACCAAGUACAGCGUCUUUUGUACCGCAGUGGUCGGUGUGGGGAAUGAUGUUGGCUGCGGCGGCGAUCGGUGCUGCCAUGGUCGCGUUGUAAGGAGAAGAGAUGACGAUAUACGACUGAUACUAUACGGUUCGAGCUUUUGUAAAUACGUGACCGCCCAUUCCCAGCACGUUUCUAGCCAAGGCACAUUUUCCCGA